This is a messenger RNA of Sardina pilchardus (European sardine), 5133 nucleotides long. It is a transcript of the gene klc1a, whose product is annotated as kinesin light chain 1a. Lineage: Eukaryota; Metazoa; Chordata; Actinopteri; Clupeiformes; Clupeidae. Gene Ontology annotation, molecular function: kinesin binding. The coding region runs from base 474 to 2459 and encodes 661 amino acids. The transcript is spliced from 17 exons. Gene Ontology annotation, biological process: microtubule-based movement. The record is from RefSeq and is a predicted model, not a curated record. Gene Ontology annotation, cellular component: cytoplasm; kinesin complex.
CGCAGCCGGACUAGGGAGACAGAUGCGCCUGGUGCUGUCAGACCUGGGAACAACUUCAGAAGAAACUCGCUGUCCUCCGAGCUGUUACCAUGUAAACUAAAGAAUGAUCUCCACUCCUAACUAGUCUGUCACAGUCUCGAAAAGCUACCUAGAUAGCUGUUUCACUGUUAGAAGGUGACGUUAUCCGUCAAUAGGUAACAUUAGCUGUAGCUAAUUUAGUGACAAGCUAGCUAGCAUUGCUAUCAAUCCCAUACAAACCACAGCAUUCGGCUGAAGUGCUUCCUUCCGGAGUCCGGAAGAUAGGGCAUCAGCGAGUCUUGUUUAAGCCGGUUAGUCGGCAUAAAAUAAUUAUCCACAGACAGGGCGGUGAGACGGAACUUUGAGAAUUUCUGUGCUGCGUGACAAGAGUCUGGAUCCGAGCCGAACAACACACCCUGCCAGAGAGUCGGGCAUCUGGAUGUCCUGCGGAACGGAUGCGUGAGGAGAUGUCGAGUGCGGUGUGUGUGUCGGAGGGCGGCGGCGAGGUGUGUGUGGGCGGCGGGGAGGUGUGUGUGGCGCAGGAGGAGCUGGUGGCGCGCACGCGGGAGGUGGUGCAGGGUCUGGAGGCGCUGCGGGCCGAGCACCAGGCCAUCCUGGAGGGGCUCAUGGGCACCCUCGCCAUGGAGCACCUCAAACACACGCCCGACACACACCCCGCCACACACCCCGCCACGCACCCCGGCCACGGCCACGGCCACGACAAGAGCGCCAUCAUACACCGCUCGCUCGACAUGCUGGAGCUCGGACUCAGCGAAGCACAGGUGAUGCUGGCUCUGUCGGGUCACCUGAGUGCAGUGGAGGCGGAGAAGCAGAAGCUGCGUGCACAGGUGCGGCGGCUGUGCCAGGAGAACCAGUGGUUGCGUGACGAGCUGGCCAACACCCAGCAGAAGCUGCAGAAGAGCGAGCAGAGCGUGGCCCAGCUGGACGAGGAGAAGAAGCACCUCGAGUUCAUGAACCAGCUCAAGAAAUACGACCAGGACCUCAGUCCCACGGAUGACAGGGACUCCGACUCGGGCCGGGAGACUCUGGACGACCUGUUUCCUGAUGACCAGGACGAGCCUGGACCCGGCAUCCAGGCGCCCCACGGCAGUGCGGCGGCGGUGGCGGCCCAGCAGGGGGGCUACGAGAUCCCGGCCCGGCUGCGCACGCUGCACAACCUGGUGAUCCAGUACGCGUCGCAGGGACGCUACGAGGUCGCCGUGCCGCUCUGCAAGCAAGCGCUGGAGGACCUGGAGAAGACCUCGGGACACGACCACCCCGAUGUAGCCACCAUGCUAAACAUCCUGGCCCUCGUCUACAGGGACCAGAACAAGUACAAAGAGGCAGCAAACCUGCUGAAUGACGCACUGGCCAUCAGAGAGAAGACACUGGGCCGGGACCAUCCAGCGGUGGCGGCUACACUGAAUAACUUGGCCGUGCUCUAUGGCAAGAGAGGGAAGUACAAAGAGGCGGAGCCACUCUGCAAACGUGCACUGGAGAUCAGAGAGAAGGUGCUGGGUAAGGAGCACCCAGACGUGGCCAAGCAGCUGAAUAACCUGGCGCUGCUGUGCCAGAAUCAGGGCAAGUAUGAGGAGGUGGAAUACUACUACCAGCGCGCCCUCGACAUCUACCAGCACCGCCUGGGCCCCGACGACCCCAACGUAGCCAAGACCAAGAACAACCUGGCCUCGUGCUAUCUGAAGCAGGGGAAGUUUAAGCAGGCAGAGACUCUUUAUAAAGAAAUCCUCACCAGAGCGCAUGAGAGAGAAUUUGGCUCUGUGGACGAUGAGAAUAAGCCCAUCUGGAUGCAUGCUGAAGAGAGAGAGGAGCAGAGUAAGGGACAGCAAAAAGACGGCUCUCCCUUUGGGGAGUACGGAGGCUGGUACAAGGCCUGCAAGGUGGACAGCCCCACGGUGACGACGACGCUGAAGAACCUGGGCGCGCUGUACCGGCGGCAGGGCAAGUUCGAGGCGGCCGAGACCCUGGAGGAGGCGGCCAUGCGCUCACGCAAGCAGGGUCUGGACUCGGCCCAUAAGCAGCGCGUGGCGGAGGUGCUGGGUGAGCCGGACGCGCGGGAGAAGCAGCGGAGUCGUGAGAGUCUGACCUCCGACACGGUCAAGUACGAGAGCGGCCCUGACGGAGGAGAGGAAGUGAGUAUGAGCGUCGAGUGGAACGGGGACGGUUCCGGCUCGCUGAAGCGGAGUGGAUCCUUCAGUAAGCUCCGAGCCUCCAUACGACGCAGCAGCGAGAAGCUCGUGCGCAAACUCAAGGGUGGGGGUAACCGUGACAACGAACCCAAGAACCCUGGCAUGAAGAGGGCCAGCUCCCUGGGUGUUCUCAACGUCCCGGACAAACCUGUGGGAGAGGCUUUCAAAGAGCGAAAUCAUCGUCUGAGGAAGUCGCGGGACCUGAGUGCCAGUCACACCGACCUGGCGCGCUGACUCCACCCCCUGGACCCCCACACGCCAGCUCCAACAGGAAGUCCCGCCCCCCACACGCCAACUCAAACAGGAAGUCCCGCCCCCAUCUGAAGUCUCCGCCCUCUGCCCUCAAAUCUCCUUCACACUGCUCAACCCAGACCAGAGGACACCUGGCACACAACUGGCAUUACCUGCACUGACUGGGACACACACACACACACACACACACACACACACACACACACACACACACACACACACACACACACACACACACAGACAACCUUGCCACUGUAACACAUCUUUGCACUGUAAACUCACAAUCCACACACACCACUGUAACACAACCCCAACCCACACACACACCUUUGCCACUGUAACAUACUGUAACACACACACACACACACACACACACACACACACACACACACCUUUGGCACUGUAACAUAACCGCCCCACACACACACAAACAAACACACCUUUGCCACUAUAACAUAACCCACACACACCCUUGCCCACAGAGGCAAUUAUGAACUGCCCCCUCCUAUGCAUUGCCCUCUCACUCUCAUUUACACAAACACACACACACAUACAGCCCUCACACAGGUUUCACACUCGCCUCAAACACACACACACACCUCAUACAGGUUUCACACACACACACACACACACACACACACAUAUAUAUAUACCCCCCCCCCCGCACACACACACACACACACACACACUAAGCUGCUGCACUCUUACACAUCUCAACGUUUCUUCAGUUGUUUUUAUUUUGUGUUUGUACUGGACAGCACACACAGUCUGCUCUAAGGAAGGACAUUUCAGUUGAACUGACUGUGUGUGUGUGUGUGUGUGUGUGUGUGUGUGUGUGUGUCCAUGUCCAGGAGUGUGCGUGUGUGUGUGUGUGUGUGUGUGUGUGUGUGUGUGUGUGUGUGUGUGUGUGUGUGUGUGUGCUUGAGCUUUUAGCAGCAGCUAGCAGCUAGCAGCAGCUAUGUUUACGGUUUAUUUUGAUGUCAUUUCCUCUAGUGGCUGUGCUGGUUGAAUUGGUUGAGUGUGUGUUGCGUGUGUGUGUGUUGAGGAGUCGUUGGGUUGGUUUAGUGUGUGUUGUGUGUGUGUGUGUUGAGGAGUCGUUGGGUUGGUUGAGUGUGUGUUGUGUGUGUGUUGAGGAGUCGUUGGGUUGGUUGAGUGUGUGUUGUGUGUGUGUUGAGGAGUCGUUGGGUUGGUUGAGUGUGUUGUGUUUGUGUUGAGGAGUCGUUGGGUUGGUUGAGUGUGUGUUGUGUGUGUGUUGAGUCGUUGGGUUGGUUGAGUGUGUGUUGUGUGUGUUGAGCUGGUUGAGUGGAGUGUAUAUAACACAUUCAGUGUAGAGGACUGAAGUAGAAUGUUACUGGACUAGUCAUCCGUGGAGGGUUUGUGUUACUGGACUGGUCAUCUGUGGAGGGUGUGUUACUGGACUGGUCAUGUGUGUGUGUGUGUGUGUGUGUGUGUGUGUGUGUGUGUGUGUGUGUGUGUGGCUUGUUUUCUCAGGACUGAUAGAAGCUUGUACAGUAUGUAUCUCUCUAGAACACUGCUGCAGUAAAACUAAAACAUGUUCAACGUCUGAUCUGGUGAAGUCACAUCUCUCUUAGCCAAUCACGAGCAGGCCUGCAUCUUUAGAUCUCUCUUACCCAAUCACGAGCAGGCCUGCAUCUUUAGGGCGGAGCUGAGUGUAAACGCUUCCUGUUGUGUGUAUGUUUGGGCUUACUGAAGGAUCUUAGAGUGACUACAACACUCCUCCGUCCUGUUUGUUCUCACUAUGUUACUAUGUUGUUGUUAUGUUGUUACUAUGGCGAUAUUACUAUGGCGAUAUUGUGAUGCACUGGAGAGAGUCCAUGCAGAGGCUCUAGACUGUAGGUUCUAGGUUCUAGGUUAUCUAAGUUCUGUUCUGUAGGGAUAGCUGCUCUGCUUAAGAGUGUUUCUGUUUCACCGAACGCUGGGUUAUUGAUAAGGUUUUACCCAGGCUGGGUUAUUGAUAAGGUUUUACCCAGGCUGGGUUACUGAGGAGGGUUUACCCAGGCUAGGUUACUGAGGAGGGUUUACCCAGGCUGGGGUGUACCUGUGUGUGUACUUUAACUGGAAGGGAUGUUCCCAGUGGGGAAUGUUGGAUUUGAGAUGGGUUGAUUUUUUAAGAAGUUUUAAGUGUACUGAAGGUGUGUGUGUGUGUGUGUGUGUUGUAUCUGAGAUGGGUUGAUUUAUAAGAAGUUUCAAGUGUACUGAAGGAUGCUAUGAUUAGUGAUGACAACCAGAGGCUGUCGACUUUUGAACCCUGACCUUACUGUAUGGUGACCUGUAUGACAUAACCCGGUGUGUGUGUGUGUGUGUCUGUGUUCAGUCCAUAUGCGUGCAUGGAUAUCUCAUCUGAUAUGAUCUGAGAAUGCACUUUCAUUUGCAGGACAGUCUUACCUGCGUCUCGUGUGUGUGUGUGUGUGUGUGUGUGUGUGUGUUGUACUCCUACUCCUACCACUGUUCUUGCCUAUUUUGCCUGCUGUGCUGGCUAGCCCAUAUGUCUGUGUUUGCGUGUGUGUGUGUGUGUGUGUGUGUGUGUGUGUGUGUGUGGUUACUCUCUCUGCUCUGCACAGUGCCUGUGUGCCUUGCUGGAUGUUGUGUAUAUUUGAAUAAAUAAUAAAUAAAUAAAUAAAUAUGUUUAAGCCUC